Tetrahymena thermophila SB210 is the source of this 972-nucleotide messenger RNA. Its product is annotated as cyclic nucleotide-binding domain protein. The record is from RefSeq and is a predicted model, not a curated record. Gene Ontology annotation, biological process: nucleocytoplasmic transport; activation of GTPase activity. Gene Ontology annotation, cellular component: nucleus; perinuclear region of cytoplasm; cytosol. NCBI's taxonomy places the organism in Eukaryota, Ciliophora, Oligohymenophorea, Hymenostomatida, Tetrahymenidae. The transcript has 12 exons. Gene Ontology annotation, molecular function: GTPase activator activity; small GTPase binding.
AUGAUUUAAUAGAAAAAAUAUUUUGAAGAUCUAGAAGAUGUCCUCCAUAUUGUUCAAAGUUAUAGUAAAUUUAGUGAUGAUGGUGUAUCUGUCUUAGGUUCUGCUUUAGCAAAGUGUACUAAUCUCUUAAAUUUGAGACUUGAUCUUUGUGAAAAUUAAAUUGGGGAUUAAGGUGCCUCUGCCUUAGGUACUGCUUUAGCAAACUGCGCUAAUCUUUCAAAUUUCACACUUGACCUUGGUAAAAAUUAAAUUGGUUAUAAAGGUGUAUCAAGCUUAGUUUCUGCUUUAGCAAACUGCACUAAUCUCUCAAACUUGAAACUUCAUUUUAUUUGUAAUGAAAUUGGUACAAUUAGUGGAUCAGGUUUAGGUUCUGGUUUAGGAAAGUUCACUAAUCUAACAAAUUUGACACUUGAUCUUCGUUACAAUAAAAUUGGUAUAAUUGGCGCAUUAGACUUAAGCUCUUCUUUAACAAAUUUGAUUAAUCUCUCAAAUUUGACACUUGAUCUUUUUGAAAAUUAAAUUGGUGAGUAGGGUGUCUCAGACUUAGGCUCUGCUUUAGCAAACUGCAAUAAUCUCUCAAAUUUCAACAUUGAUCUUGGUCUCAAUUAAAUUGGCGACGAAGGCGCAUCAGGCUUAGGUUCUGCUUUAGCAAAAUGCACUAAUCUCUUAAACUUGGAACUUUUUCUUAGUUUUAAUUAAAUUGGUGCAAUUGGUGCAUCAGGCUUAGGUUCUGCUUUAGCAAAAUGCACUAAUCUCUUAAACUUGGAACUUUUUCUUAGUUUUAAUUAAAUUGGUGCAAUUGGUGCAUCAAGUUUAGGUUUUUCUUUAAAAAACUGCACUAAACUCUCAAAUUUGACACUCCAUCUCAUCAAUAACUAAAUUGAACAGUUAGAAUAAUUGAAAAUAAAGAGAAAAUGUCUUAAAUCAAAAAGAUUAGUUACCUUUGAAAUACAUUUCUAUAAAUGGUGGUGA